ACACAUAUUAAUGGAAUAACUGUGACCUUUAAUCUUCCUGUGACCUACGGCCUUUAAGAUGGACGAACCCCAGCAGGAGAUAUGACACUUUCUUACAUUGAACAUUUUGAAGUUGUAAGCAUAAUGCCCUCUCCCUGAAUAUAUAAGACUGGUGAGAGAACGGUCACAGCAUUCGUUAGCUGAGAGUAGAUCAGUCAAAGACGACUGAACUAAACAUUGUAGAUACCAUGAUCUCCGUCUACUCUGUCCUGUAUACUCUGGUGCUGUUCUCUGAGCUGAACAGGCACCUGGUCACUGUAGCAUUGCCUGCAACCAAAGUAGAAGACGGCGCAACAGAGCAAGAUGGCCAGUUCCUGGGGUACGAGCCCAUGAAUGAGCUCGAUGUGGGUCCCCCCUCAUACAGACGAAACCUUGUGAUGGACGCCAUCGACCGGGAUGAAGAUGGAAACCCUAAAAUCCUCAUCGUCUCAGACAUGGGGCUGAAAGGACACAGUAUUCGUGGGCUGAACUCCGCCUUCUCCCGGAGCCUUCCUCUGCUCACAGACCGAAGCUUGAGCCACACUCCCUCUGAGCACAGUUUGAAAAUUGAUCGCCGAAACACUGACCUCGACAUGCUGCGGUGUAUGAUAGGAAGAGUGUACCGACCUUGCUGGGAUGCAUAAAUAUUCUCCCGUGUUGCUGUCCUGCCCUGAAUGUGCUGUAAAAAUUUCUUCCUUGUAUAUGUGUUACGCUGAAAUGUAUUUCCUUGUCGAAAUGAGAGUUGACAAAUAUGUAAAACCAAAUAAAAGUUUAUUAAA
Centropristis striata (black sea bass) is the source of this 797-nucleotide messenger RNA. It is a transcript of the gene pmch, whose product is annotated as pro-melanin-concentrating hormone. The transcript has 3 exons. The record is from RefSeq and is a predicted model, not a curated record. Gene Ontology annotation, biological process: behavior; chemical synaptic transmission. The coding region runs from base 228 to 662 and encodes 144 amino acids. Gene Ontology annotation, molecular function: type 1 melanin-concentrating hormone receptor binding; melanin-concentrating hormone activity. NCBI's taxonomy places the organism in Eukaryota, Metazoa, Chordata, Actinopteri, Perciformes, Serranidae.